AUGGAGGACUACCAUGCCACGCAGGUUGAGGAACUGGAGGUUCUGAAGGCCAUCUAUGCGGACGACUUGGUCGACAAGACUCCCCAGAAGAGCGCCUGGAGUCAGAAGCCGUGUCCCAAGUUUCAGAUAACUCUUUCCUCCGAUACGCAGAACGAACCCAUAUUAUCCGUUGUGCUUAACGUUGAGUUCACAGCGACGUAUCCCAAGACGUUACCAUUGGUGUCUUUUGGGAAGACGCAGAACGUGUUGGCAUCGCAGCUCAGCUUUUUGCGCUCGGAAAUGGAGAGUAUCAUGAAACAAGAGAAAGGCGGGCCGAUGGUGUAUUCGGUCACCGCAUCGAUUCUGGACCAUCUGAACGAGUUCCAGACAAGUGCCCGCACAGAAACACUCGAGGAGGAGCGAAUCAAGCGACUCGAGAAGGAAAAAGAGCUCAUGGAGCAGAAAGACAAGGAACAACAAGACCAACUUAAUUUGGAGCGAGAAAAGGAGCAGGAAUUGCUCGAUCAAAUGGUUGCCAAAGAGCUUAAGCGACGGUCCAACAAGAUCACUGCGGAGGCACCCCCUCCUCUGUCAGCUCCAAAGGAGAACGUUUUGAAAUUGGAGUCGACGGACUUAGAUUCCUCCGAGGAACGCAUUUUUGUUUUUGACAGGACCAUAGAAACGCAUCUGGACUACUACCGGCUAGAAUUUAAAGCUGUUUCCGGAUUCGUCCCCAUAGAGCCCGUGGGAGUCCUCAAGGACUGCAGCAAGCAGUAUCUGGUGAAACCGCAUGUUAAUAAAGACUCUUCGUCGCUUCCUAUGAUCCAAGAGCUUUCCAAGGGUAAAGAGAAGUUACAGUUUCUAUUUACAGAGAUCGACCUUUCCAACCCUUUCUGGCGUACGAGUCAGGGAAAAAAGCUGAUUGUUUCUUUGGAGAAAGAACUCCAAGCAGUGAGCAACAUCCGCCACGAAAAUCUGGACAGAGUUUACGCAUUCAAUAUCGAAAAGUUUGAAAUGACUUCCAGCGGAGACAUAUCGAUGAACAAUUCUGCAGCCAGGAAAGUGUCGAAGAAGGUGUCAAUGGACAACGAGAAGUUCGAUGUUUGGAAGAUUGCAAUUCUCACAGGCUACCACGACACUCUGUCCAAUCUCCUGAACAUUGUCUCUUUCAUCAACAUCAAUUCUGCUCGAGAAUGGACAAUUCAACUUUUAGAGAGUUUGGAGUAUUUACAUAAACAGGCCAUGAUCCACAAGUGUUUGACUUUGGAUGCCAUCCAAGUGUGUCCGUCCUCGACGGGUCAGAGCCAGGUUCGUCUGGCAAAUGUCUGCUACGGAUACACCAUUCUCAACAUGCUGUCCAAUUACCCGAACCAGGGACAGAACGACGACGUUUUCCCAUUUUCAACUCCGGGAUGGAUAGCUCCCGAGCGCAAGAAGAACGAUUCGUCUUUGUUUGACAAGCCGCAGCGGAAGACCGACGUUUGGGACCUCGGUGUCAUCUUUGUCCAACUUACACUUGGACCUAACAUAAUUUACGACUUUGCCAGCCCGGCAGACUUUCUUUCCAGCUAUUCUGAUUUGGAAGAACCUGUGAUGGAGUUUCUGGGUGCUAUUUUCGACAUCCGCACGAGGAAACGGCCUGACCCGCUGGAGCUGCUCCCGUCCAAGUUUCUACGACUCAGCAUCAACGGUGGACCUACACUUUCGAUUGGUGCGGCCACUGCAGAAAAACGAGGAACAAGAAUCAACGGAUUCUCGGAUAUUUCUGAUUCCCCAUUGGUGGCCGUUUCUAAGAGCCGGGGAAAGCGCGAGUCGUUCAACAGCGGCACCGCGGCCGAGAUGAAGUCGUACUCCCGGUACGUUCAGGAUUUCGAAGAGGUUGGAAAUCUUGGCAAGGGAGGGUUUGGUGAAGUUGUGAAGGUGAGAAACAAGCUGGACGGAAGAUUCUAUGCCAUCAAGAAAAUUAGACACACUGAGGACAAGCUGGCCAAGAUUCUGAACGAGGUCAUGCUUCUUGCGCGGCUGAAUCAUCAGUACGUUGUUCGGUACUAUGCCGCGUGGCUUGAGGACGACUUUAGCUACGGACCUGUUUUCUCAGAGACGGAGGAAGAGGAGUCAGAAACAGAGACUGAUGGAGCCUCAGAGUUCACACGUACGGGUAGCCAGCCGUACAACGACUUCAUUUCGUCGUCUGUGAACCCAGACAUUGAUUUCAACAUUAGCGACGACGAAGACGACGACAGCGAGUCGGAGGAAGGCGAGGUGUUUACCUUUGGCACCGACAAGGAAAACGAGUCCGACACCGACAAAGACGUUCCUGUGGUGAGACGCCCCAAGGUAUCCAAGAAACGGUCUGUGUUAUUCAUUCAGAUGGAGUACUGUGAGAACCGUACGUUGUUUGAUCUUAUUCGACAAGGCCUUUUCAUGGAUUCGGAUACGUACUGGCGGAUUCUGCGUCAAGUGCUGGAGGCCUUGAGCCACAUCCAUUCUCAGGGAAUUAUCCACCGUGACCUGAAGCCAAUGAACAUUUUCAUCGACGAAAACCAGAACGUCAAGGUUGGAGACUUUGGACUUGCGAAAAACGUGCAUUACGUUCCGUCUGUGACAAAGCGUGCUGUCGAUACGUCGGAGAACGCCGAGGACCUUACCUCGGAUAUCGGCACACGACUGUAUGUUGCUGUCGAGGUGAUGAACGGGUCUGGGGUGUACAACGAGAAGGUGGACUUGUACUCUCUGGGAAUCAUUUUCUUCGAGAUGAUUUACCAGCUGGGUACGUCCAUGGAGCGAUACACGGUGAUCAGCAAUCUGCGGGGAGCAGACAUCGUGUUCCCAGCUGACUUUGAUAACAGUCGACUGGCUACCGAGAAGAAGAUCAUCAAGAUGUUGUUGGACCAUAACCCCGACAAACGGCCAGCCGCCAAACAGCUGUUGCAGAGCGGUCUUAUCCGUGUGGAGCAACAGGACGAUCUAAUGAAGGAGGCCCUCAACGCAUUGAUCGACCCGUCCUCGUCCUGGCACCACCAAGCAAGAGAUAUCUUAUUUUCCCAGCCGUAUAGCUACGUGAGAGACCUGCUUUUCGGAGACGUUGAGAAGUCGUACACCAUCUCGGACUAUCUCAUACACUCCAAGAUGGUUGAGAAGGUGUCUGAGAUCUUUGUGCGACACGGUGCGGUAGAGUUCAUCGACAGCAACUCGAUGCUGUUCCCAAAGAACCCAAUCUACGACUCGACGUACCAUCUGUACGAGGUUCUGGACCGUGCUGGAUCUGUGUUGCAGAUUCCGUACGACCUGACACUGCCAUUGGCUCGUCUGCUGGGCCGCAAACGCCUUAGCGUGCACAAGUUCUACCGUAUCGACGAUGUGUACCGUUCGAUCGAUAAAGACGAGGGGUCUGGGCCAACCAAGUACAAAGAGAUCGACUUUGAUAUUGUUUCGCAGCCAGGCGAGCCACCAGAGCUGCUACCGUUCUUCGACGCCGAAUGCAUCAAGGUCGCAUCCGAGAUCAUUGCGGUGUUCCCGUUCUUGAAACAUUCCAACGUUAAGAUCAUGCUCAACCAUUGCAACCUGCUGGAUACCGUGCUGGAGUACUGCGGCAUUGACCGUCCACAAAUGGUGGUGGUGAGCCGGAUUCUGGCCGAGCUCGGGUUCACCAUGACAGCCAAGGAAGUCAAGGCCAUCCUGAAACAGGACCUGAACAUCUCGUCAACAAUUUUGGACGACCUGCUCCAGUUCGACUUUGGACUGACCACGUCACAGGCCAAGUCCAAGCUGCACAGACUCAUGAUGGACAGUCCGUACCUGGUGCGUGUGGACAACUGUCUGAACUACCUGAACAAGAUCAUCAAGUACCUGGAGUGGUUCAACGUGGGGCUGACGGUAGAGAUCCGGCCGCUGAGUGGCUACAACUCGGCGUUCUACAAGGGAGGUAUGAUGUUUUCUGCGGUUUAUGAGGAUAAAUUUAAGUCGGUUAUUUGCGCUGGUGGCCGGUACGACGAGCUGAUCAGCUCUCUUGCGCGCACAAAGUCGCCAAGAGACCUGCCAAAGGCCACAAGUCUGAGACUGGCCUGGGACUUCCUGUUCAACUCGAUGAAACGGUACCAGGACAUGUUUGGAAGACGCAAGGACGUGAAGCGCAAGUUCCAGAAGGAGAACCUUAAGGUUGCGUGGAACAUGAAGAAGUGCGACGUGCUGAUUGGGUUUUUUUCGGUCGGCAUUCUCAAAGAGAUUGCUCCGUUCCUGCUCCAGGUGCUGUGGUCAAACGAUAUCAGCGCCGAUCUGGUCGACAACUGCACCACGAUCGAUGACAUGACCAAUCAAGCCAUCGAGUCGAGCGUCAAGUGGUUGCUGGUGGUGAAAGCGCAGACCAAUCUAGACACUCUGCGAGGAAACUUAAAGAGCAACAAGUACAAGCCGCUGCGGCUCAAGAACCUGGAGUCCAAGGUGGACACCGAGGUGGACUUGCACGAUUUGGUUUCGUUGCUCAAGGGCGAGCAGCCGAAGGAGAUCGAAGUGGACACGGGGGCAGCAGUUCAGGACCCAGAGGUGCUGGCUGACAACCGGCAACGGGUGAUUGUGGUUCCGAACAAUGCGACGGGAGCCAGCCGCAAGAACAACAAAAAGGAGCGGUGGGCCAUUGUGGACCAGGCGGCCGAGUCUGCAGAGUCGUUAAUUCGGGUGCUGGAGAGCUCGCCAAUUUUCACGAUCGAGGCCAGAGACGAGGUGUUGGCGAUGAUCAGCAUCACCUCGCUGGACCAACCCGACGAAUGGAAGCGGAAGGUGGGCGGAGUGUCGAGUUCGACGCCGCGGUCGUUCGUGGCCAACAUAUACAACGCCCUGUCAAAAGAGGCGUCCAAGGGCACGAAAUGGGCGAUUUUGUAUGGGGGUCCUAAGACGCAGAAGGUGUGCAUUGUUGAUCUGCAGAAAUAG
Molecule: messenger RNA, 4905 nt
Organism: Ogataea philodendri
Lineage: Eukaryota; Fungi; Ascomycota; Pichiomycetes; Pichiales; Pichiaceae
Exons: 1
Coding region: 1-4905 (1634 amino acids)
Biological process (GO): DNA damage checkpoint signaling; regulation of translational initiation by eIF2 alpha phosphorylation
Cellular component (GO): cytosol
Molecular function (GO): eukaryotic translation initiation factor 2alpha kinase activity; protein binding; ATP binding
Source: RefSeq, a predicted model, not a curated record